UUUAGACAUAACAACUCAAGGACAAAAUAAGUGUGCAUACAUGAGUUGUCUAGUUCAUAAAUAACUGAGCUGAUAACUAUAAUGACUGGACCUAACAAGUACUUGAAUCGGGGCGAAUGGACUUGAUAUGAGAUAUCAAUGAACGUCCAUGAAAGAAGAUUUUUUAGAUUAAAACUAUAACCAGAUUAUGCUACAAUGGCUACAGCGAGUAGUUCUGGAGUGUCCCAUAAGACCCACUAUGCACGUCUAGGACACGCUUCACAGCUUCUCAUACCAAAUAUGCUGAAAGAGGUUUUGGACCAUUUUAUACCACCAAACACUAUCUAUAAAACAGUUAGUAAAUGUAACAAAUUAAACAACCGAUUGAAACCUGGUGAAUGGGCAAAGAUAAGAGAUGCCGCUACUAAAGGCUAUAGCGAGUUCGACAUUUCUCUAAUAUACACCAUUUUGCGAAAUCUCUAUCCAAACAUUCAACCUUCAAGUGGAUGGAAUCAUCCCAAUGAUCCAAUGCCUCACGAGGUAUCACUUGGAGAUGACAUGGAACGAUGUCGAAGAAGCCGAAAUCAUAUCUUACACAGAGGAAAUACAACAGUAACUGAUACAGAGAUAGAUGAUAUUUUUACUGACUUUAAACUGAUUGCAGAAAGGUUAGAAGUUCUUCUUGGUAAGCAAAACAGAGAGUUUUCUUCACAGUUUGAAAAUUUGAGAACAUGUUGCAUGGAUGAGAAUACAGAAAGAAUGUAUUUAGACCAGCUUCGUGAACUUAUGGAGAAAGAAAAAGACACACUUGAAUCAAUACAGGCUUUAGAAGAAAAGGGAACACACACUGAAGAGCGAGUAUUACAAGUUGAACAUGAAUUACAAUCUCUGAAAGAUACAGUGCAGUCAUUAAAUACAUCACAGGAUGAUCAAAUUCUUGUAUUUCGAGAGCCGUUGGAAGACAAGACCUGUUUCGAAGGCGACACAGUCAGCCUGGAAUGUGUAAUAGAAGGAGGGAAAAAACCAAGCAAGUGGUAUAAGGAUGAAAAUGCCGUACGCGUAUUGUCAGAUAAUUUUCGCGAUGAAUCUAAAGACCAAACCUAUAAACUGACCAUUCUUCAUGCUACAAGAGAAGAUGCAGGGGUUUACAAAAUAUUGAUUGGCAAUACAAGUAAAAAUGUUCGAUUAAAUGUAAUAGAAAGACCACCAUCAUUAGUAGAACUCCGUAGUUACCAACAAGAAUUAGCAGAAAUUGCUCUAAAAGGAGAAAAUACAAUCAUUUGCGCUGGAACAAAUGCUGGGAAAACGUAUGUGGCUUUCCAUGUAAUAGAGAGUCAUUUGUUAAAAAAUCAAAGAGGAAAAGUUGUGUUCAUAAACAAGACAAAUGUUCUACUGGGACAGCAGUACAAAAGGGCAUGUGAUACUUUUACAACACUUCACUUUCAGGGUAAAAUUAAGAUAUGGAGAGCUGAUGAAGACGAUAGUGAGAAUUUUGAAACAGAAAUUGCCAAUGCCAGGUUGAUAUUUUUGACACCUAAAUCCCUAUGCAACCACUUGAUAGAGACUGCAGCAAAUAAAGUGUCAAUGGAUCUUUUUACCUUGAUCAUUCUUGACGAAUGCCAUCAUACACAUGAUAAAAGUGUGUACAACGAAUUAAUGUCGUAUUAUAGGAUAGAGAAAUAUAGAGAAAAGGCACAUCGACUUCCUCAGAUACUUGGACUAACAGCAUCACCAGGUACAAACAAGGCUAAAGAUUUGUCGUCUGCAAAGGAUCAUUUGAGGAAAGUGAUGGCAAAUUUAGAUGUGACUAAAUUGUCCGUUGUUCAGCGCCACAAAGAAGAACUGCUUCAAUAUACGUCUAUUCCAGAAAAAGUUCCUAUUGCAUCAACUACCAGAAAACUCGAUCCUUUGAAAGAUAUACUAUUUGGGGCUAUGGAAUAUGUUGAAAAUAAAUUGAACUCUCGGAUUGUUUCAAAUUUUUUGACUGAAAAUCUACUCAAUAAUAGGGACUUAUAUGAAGCAUUAGGUAAUCCACCAGUACAAAGAACGGAUGUACGGUACAUACAGUGGAUCGGAGAAACGAAAGAAAAAGUGGAGCAUGUACUACAUAAAGAUACAAAAGUACCACGAUUGCUUCACGCAUGUCUCAGACAUCUAGAGCUUUAUACAGAAUGUUUGGAAAUUAAUUCAUUGCUUGAAAUUGAUCAAGUUCGUGAAAUUGUCAUGCAGCGAUAUGCGGAUGAAUCUUUUGCAAGUCAGAAUGCUAAUACAAGUGAAGAAAGAGAAAUCGUAUCCAAGCUACGAGACGUGUUUGCUGAAAUUCGAGAAAUUGGAAGAAACAUCGAAGGUAAUCCUGAUGUAAAAAAUGUUAUUGAAAGGAUCGAAAACGAAUACCAACUACUAAAGGAAGAUUCCAGAUUUAUUAUAUUUGUAAAAACCAGAGCAACAGCGAAAGCAUUAGCCGAAAGACUUCCAAGUUAUCUACGUAGCACUCAUCUAACUGGUUCUCACAAAUCUGUAGAGGAAGGAGGUCUUCCUGCUCACGAACAGAUAGACGUGUUGGAGAAGUUUAGAAAUGGCGAACAUUUGUGCAUUGUUGCAACAUCAGUAGGAUGUGAGGGACUCGAUGUUCCGCAAUGUAAUAUGAUGAUCCGAUAUAGAUUCAGUGCAGAUGAAAUAAGCAGCUUGCAAAUGCGAGGAAGAGUACGCAAAAGGGAAGCCCGCGAGGUAAAAGUUGGCACUACAGAGGAAUUUGAAACUGAGAAGAAAAACAUCCAAAAGCAGUUUAUAAUGUCAAAAGCCAUAGACGAAGUUUCCAAACUUAAUAUCACAAGAGAUAAAGCUUUAGCAGAGAAAAUGUUAUAUGAAAUCGAAGAAAUCGAAAGGAGGAUCGCAAAUAUGAAGCUAAGCCAGUUUGAGGAAUUUUGUAUUGUGCGUUUCAAGACUUGUAGUGUAACUAUGUAA
Messenger RNA from Mytilus californianus (California mussel), 2943 nucleotides. Its product is annotated as interferon-induced helicase C domain-containing protein 1-like. The coding region runs from base 196 to 2943 and encodes 915 amino acids. Gene Ontology annotation, molecular function: hydrolase activity; DNA binding; ATP binding. Gene Ontology annotation, cellular component: cytoplasm. The record is from RefSeq and is a predicted model, not a curated record. NCBI's taxonomy places the organism in Eukaryota, Metazoa, Mollusca, Bivalvia, Mytilida, Mytilidae. The transcript has 14 exons.